AUUUCCUCAUAACUGCAAGAAGCAACCAGUGUGGACGCGACCGGAGGAGUUCCUGCAGUGUGAAUUACACUUAUCAUCGUGUCGCUGCAACUUUAAAGCUCAGGGCAACACGAGAGGAGACACACACACACAGCGAGGUGUUUAAGUUUAGUUUCACUGAUGCUGGGACGUUGUUAAAGCGCUUAGAGAGUCUUCAGCGUGCCUCCUGGUCUUCUCUCCGGCUGAUCAAUGCUUCUGCAUCAGUUCAUGAACGGAGCUCUGGAAGUCAUGCAUCCCACACCGCUUCAGAAAGACACUACUUUUACAAAAAUCUUUGUCGGCGGGCUGCCGUACCACACGAACGAUGCAUCACUGAGAAAAUACUUCGAGGCCUUUGGGGACAUUGACGAGGCUGUGGUGAUAACGGACAGACAGACCGGUAAAUCCAGAGGAUACGGCUUUGUGACAAUGACAGACCGAGGAGCAGCAGAGAGAGCCUGCAAGGAUCCCAACCCCAUAAUCGAUGGCAGGAAGGCCAAUGUCAACCUGGCCUACCUGGGUGCCAAACCCCGCAGCAUACAGACAGGCAUAUCCAUCGGAGUACAGCCCAUUCACCCGGCGCUCAUCCAGAGGCAGUAUGGGAUGGCCCAGCCAUACGUCUACCCGCAAGCCUUUGUGCAGCCCAGUCUGGUGCUGCCCAGUCAGGUUUCCACCUCUGUGAGCACCAGCCCCUACCUGGACUACAACGCAGCCUACACCCAGUACGCCCAGGCAGCCUUUGAGCAGCAGUACCCAUACGCCGCCUCCCCUGCUGGCUUCCUGGGCUACAGCUACGCCACCAGCCCCUCAGCCACCGCAGGCCCGGCCGCUGCCGCCACAGCUCCAGCUACCGUCCACCCCACCCUACCCUCUGCCACUGGCCCUGCUCCGGCAUUCCUGCACUACGCCCCGCAGCAGCACAUCCAGCCGGACCGUAUGCAGUGAGGCGGUGAAGGAUGCGGAGAAGGAGGAGGGGACAGAGGUGACCUUUUCGACAGAGGACGGCAAAAAUGCCCCACGGGGUGACCCAGCUAUCAUCAGCAGGGGCUUUCAGGAAAAAAGGGUGGGACUAUUGCACUAUACGAUCAGGAUGAGCUGUUUGCUCAUUGGUUAAAGGGUAAAAGGGGUGGGAGGGGUUAGAGGACUGUCAUGGUUCAGUUUGGGAAGCUAAACAGCAAAAAGUAUGUGGUCGCUUCCAAGGGCUUCCAGAAGCUGACACUUCAUUUUUUUAUUAUCAUUAUUAUUAUUAUUAUUAUCAUUAUUUUUAUUGUAUAUUAUUGUAUUAAUGUCAUUGUCAAUAUUUGUUUGUAUGCCAUUAUUAUCAAUGUUAUCAUGUUGUUGGCUCAGUGGAACUUCUGUAUGUCCAUGGUACAUAUUGAUGACUGUUUGAGAGCUGUCUGGGACAACACCUCUUUCCUCCCCACUCCAGACUAUCUGGAGUGGAUAUGAAGGGCACUGCUGCUUUAGGACACUGGGGGACAGUCAGAGAUGUGGGGUGCAGGGUGGUGAUUUUUAUAGGGAGGCAGCCAGCCAGCCUCCCCAGCCUAUCUGUGGUCCCAUCCAGAUAGAGCACCGGCUCAUGAACAAACCUCCAGCAUUCAGCUUCACACAAGGAGGACGACGAGAGAUUUCACCUCAAGGACAAAACAGAAAGUUUCAGUAUAUAAGACAGUGGGAGCUCCAUUGUUUUGAGACUGUGAUGUCAGGACUACACUUUUUUUUUUUUCUUCUUUCAUUUUUAAAAUUCUUUUUAAUUAAAGAGGCCUUAAAAGAAAUUUUUUGAAUCUCCUGAUUUCUCAAGCGCUCCCUCCCCCACCAGAGAGUCAAGUGCAGAGAGCCCUUUGUAAAACUGGCCUUUCAGCAGUCAGCGACAAUAAUCUCUUACUUGGGUCUCGAUUUCAAAUGGAUGUAGAUAAUCACAUGCAGUAUGUGGGUGAUGGGGGACCAGGAGCGCUGUGUAUCGAUGUUAAAAGGUAGCUGACACUGAGAUCAAACACCAGUGAUUAUUUUCUCAUUGAGAUUGUCACAAACUGUUGCUCUCAAAAGGACAUUCAUGUACAGCAUUUUAAAAUGUUUUCAGUCAUCAAGUACAUUUACAAUAUUUAUAUGUAGGUAUUUAUAUAUGGUACUAAGUUAAAAUAGUUUUUUUUUUUUUGUUACUAUGACUAUAGUUGUGGCACUGAUGUCAUUUAACCUGCAGAGGCAUACCUGCAGAUCUACAGGUGCCGUAUUUGUUUAGGUUUUUUUUUUUCUGUCCUGUCACCAUGUCAGUGGAUUUGCCCGGGUGCACGGCAACUACAGUAGGUGCUUGUUUGUGGAUCCUUGACUGGUUGCAUCAGAAAUUCUUUAGAUUUUUUUUUUUUUUUUUUUUUUUCAGUAAAAUGUCUUUUACAUACAGUCCCUUCAAAGAAGCCAUACCAAAAGAAUAAAAAUAAAGACUUUGUACUUAAA
Messenger RNA from Larimichthys crocea (large yellow croaker), 2469 nucleotides. Its product is annotated as RNA-binding protein 38. Gene Ontology annotation, biological process: regulation of RNA splicing. NCBI's taxonomy places the organism in Eukaryota, Metazoa, Chordata, Actinopteri, Sciaenidae. The record is from RefSeq and is a predicted model, not a curated record. The transcript has 4 exons. Gene Ontology annotation, cellular component: cytosol; nucleus. Gene Ontology annotation, molecular function: mRNA 3'-UTR binding. The coding region runs from base 229 to 963 and encodes 244 amino acids.